Messenger RNA from Hylaeus anthracinus, 1068 nucleotides. RefSeq lists its product as uncharacterized. Lineage: Eukaryota; Metazoa; Arthropoda; Insecta; Hymenoptera; Colletidae. The transcript is spliced from 7 exons. The record is from RefSeq and is a predicted model, not a curated record. Bases 405 to 950 code for a protein of 181 amino acids.
ACGUCGAUACUUUUCACAUUCCAAUUUCAAUUUCCAUUCAAAAAGUCCGCUAAUGAUAUUGAGAAGUGACAACCAAUCACGUUUAACGUUUCUUUCCAACUUUUAAAUACUAAAAUUUCAUUGGCCGAGCACCCAAAACCCACUGCGCAGAAGAACGACGCCGAGAACGAGACGUUCUUCGUUCGGCGGCAAUCGGAGAGAACAGACGUGUCGUGUCGAUCGGUGAUCCAUCAAUUAAUAGAUUUUAUACGUCAUCAAAGAAAAGUACUUCGAAGUUCGACGUGGGUAAUGCAGAGCACUUCGAUGUUCGACGUGGGUAAUGCAGAGCUACUCCGAUGAUUAUCGACAGCAGAGCCACUACGUAGUCCUGUAUCAAGACAACGGUUGGAACUAGCUUUAGGACUAUGGACCACCACGGAUUUGCACGGAUUGCCAAGGACAUAGGAAUAUAUAGGGUGUCCCAAAAAUGGUGGAGCGUUAGUGUCGCUCCUUUACGUGUCAUUGAGCUCACAAUCUUUACGAACGUUAUGGAACAGACCGUCAGUUUGCUGCAUGAUCGAACAGAAAUCACAGAAUCGAACAUAAACAGAUCCGAAGAUAUCACCAUGGAAGUUGACAAACGAUGCCGCAAAGUAUGUGCUAUUUUGGGCUGCCGAAGUAACAAAAAGAGAAUGUUUCAGUUCCCCUGUCCGGUGAAGGAUAACGACAGGUACAUGCAAUGGAUUACAGCUUGCAGAAGGGAGGAUUUUCUUCGCCUUUCACCCAAGAAGGUGAGGACAAAAGUGGUGUGUGACCUCCACUUUGAAGAUCGAUACCGCUUUCCAACCAAACUUACAAGAGACGCAAUACCAACCUGCAACUUACCAGAACCUGCUGCACUUGUAGAGCCACAGGAAGAAACCGUAAUAGAAAUUACAGAAGAAGAAGAACAUAGAUUAGACAUUGGCUGAAAUCGUUUCCCUGGUGCUACACAAUUGUAGUUAAUACCAUCCAAAUAAGGUUCUUCUGGAUUUUCAGGGCCAAGAAAUGCUUGAGCGGAUUGAUUUUUUGCUAAACUCUGAUAUAUUG